AGUUAGCGUGUAGUGAAAAAAGCAUUUUCGUCUCUUUGUUUACACCGUGGAUAGGUCCUGUAAAUGUUUGAGUUGUUAAAUAUUUAGUUGCUGAAAAUUAUGUCUCAACGAAAUUUGACGGAUUUGUAUUCCAUGCUACGAAAUAAUGUUGUGUAUAAUAAACAUUUAUAUACGGAUACGAACAACUCUGAUCAUAUCGCACUUCUUGACCAUGGAUUAAAUGAAGCCGAUGAUCCUGAGCAACCCGCCUGGAUUAGAAUUUACGACGACAUUGUUUGUUUACUCACCAGAACUCAAACCAAAAUUGACGAUUUGGUUCAUAUUCAAGAUGCUCCUGCUCGUUUGGUACUCAAUGAAAACGGUGGUGACGAAUUAAAGAUCCAACAACUCUCUAAGGAUGUAUCUUUGUUGCUAUCCGCCGUUCAUGGCAAAAUUAAGGCGUUGAAAUCAAACAGUAGAGGUAAAAAUCAUCUGGAAAUAGUUUUGCAGCAAAACAUGGAGAAAAAACUGCUGAUCUCAUUAAAAUGUGCAACAGUACGAGUACAACAGAAUCAAGCAAGAUUUAACGAUAAUCAAAACAAUAUGAAGCAUAAUUCAGAGCUGGUUUUUGGCGAUUUGCCAGUACUUAAUUCAGUUGACACUUUCGACAAUUUUCUCAACAUGAAUGUAACAACAUCAUCGAAGAGUAUUCCAGAUGACAAUGAAGCCGAAACAUUGGACGAAUAUUUCCAACUACCCGCGACAGGACUGAAUGUAAAUCAGAAACAACUAAUGAUAAUUGAAGCUGAUAACUCUAAAAUGAUUAGAACUAGAGAAUAUGAAGUGUCAAGAAUUGUUGACUCAAUAGAUAAUUUGAAUGUUGUAUUCAAGGAUCUUGCACACAUAGUAAUGGAACAAGGUACAAUUUUAGAUAGGAUUGAUUAUAAUAUUGAAUGCACGCAAACUAAAAUUUUCGAGGGAUAUGAACAACUUAAAAUUGCUGAAAUAUAUCAAAGAAAAAAUAAAAGAAUAUAUUGUAUAUGCGUUUUAGCGAGCAUGAUUAUGUUCAUGAUAAUUUUAACAAUGUUCACUAAAUUAUAAUUUUUUGUAUUAUAAAUAAAUUUCAGUUGUUUUGUUACGGAUAGAGAAGAGGAACCAUUAACAUGAAAUAUAUGAAUAAAUGGAAAAACACAAA
Messenger RNA from Aedes aegypti (yellow fever mosquito), 1174 nucleotides. RefSeq names its product syntaxin-16. Bases 100 to 1080 code for a protein of 326 amino acids. The record is from RefSeq and is a predicted model, not a curated record. Gene Ontology annotation, biological process: vesicle-mediated transport; vesicle fusion; intracellular protein transport. Lineage: Eukaryota; Metazoa; Arthropoda; Insecta; Diptera; Culicidae. Gene Ontology annotation, molecular function: SNAP receptor activity; SNARE binding. The transcript has 5 exons. Gene Ontology annotation, cellular component: SNARE complex; membrane; endomembrane system.